Tyto alba (common barn owl) is the source of this 2114-nucleotide messenger RNA. RefSeq names its product alkylglycerone phosphate synthase (gene AGPS). Gene Ontology annotation, molecular function: FAD binding; alkylglycerone-phosphate synthase activity. The transcript has 20 exons. The record is from RefSeq and is a predicted model, not a curated record. Gene Ontology annotation, biological process: lipid biosynthetic process. NCBI's taxonomy places the organism in Eukaryota, Metazoa, Chordata, Aves, Strigiformes, Tytonidae. Bases 27 to 1937 code for a protein of 636 amino acids.
GAUCGGCGGCACAACACGGAAGUGCGAUGGCGGCCGCGGCGGAGGAGGCAGCGGGAAGCGGCGGCGGCUCCCCGUCCUCCGCCCGGCGGCGGCUGCGCAUCAUCUCCGGGCACCUGCGGGGCUCGCCGCGGGCUCCGGAGCAGGCGGCGCUCUCCCCGAACCCCUGCAAGGCGCAGGGGGGCUCCGCCGGGCCGGCCUCCGGCUCCAUCCCGAAGAAGCGGCAAGAACUUCUGAAAUGGAAUGGAUGGGGAUAUAAUGACUCCAAAUUUAUCUUCAAUAAGAAGGGUCAAGCAGAAUUCACAGGAAAAAGGUACAGAUUAGGUGGUAUGAUAUUACCAACUUUUAAGGAAUGGAUAGAAAAAACCUUUGGAGCAAGUCUGGAGCACAAAACUACCUCUAGAGCAUCCCUAAAUGUUAAUGAUGUACCUCCAUCCAUUGUAAGUGAAGAAUUUCUUCAGGAUCUUAGAGCCACUAAAAUCUCAUAUUCGCAGGAUGCAGAAGAUAGGGUAUUUAGAGCUCAUGGUCACUGCCUGCAUGAGAUAUUUGUACUCAGGGAAGGAAUGUUUAAAAGAAUUCCUGAUAUAGUUAUAUGGCCUGUUUGCCAUGAAGAUGUAGUUAAAAUUGUGGAAUUAGCCUGCAAACACAAUCUCUGCAUAAUACCGUUUGGUGGAGGGACGAGUGUCUCUAGUGCCCUUGAAUGUCCUGAAGAAGAAAAGAGAACAAUUGUCUCACUGGAUACAUCACAAAUGAAUCGGAUUCUCUGGAUAGAUGAGAAAAACUUAACAGCUUGUGUGGAAGCUGGCAUUGUUGGACAAGAUCUGGAAAAACAGCUCGCUGAAAGUGGCUUCUGUACAGGCCAUGAACCAGACUCCAUGGAGUUCAGUUCGCUAGGAGGAUGGGUAGCAACACGAGCAUCAGGCAUGAAAAAAAACAUCUAUGGAAACAUUGAAGAUCUGGUGAUUCAUAUAAAAAUGGUAACUCCUAGAGGAAUAGUAGAAAAAAACUGCCAAGUACCUCGCAUGUCAACAGGACCUGAUAUCCAUCACUUCAUUAUGGGAUCUGAAGGAACUCUUGGAGUGGUUACUGAAGUUACGAUAAAGAUUCGCCCAGUCCCUGAAUACCAGAAGUAUGGUUCUGUGGUCUUCCCCAACUUUGAACGAGGGGUGGCCUGCUUAAGGGAAGUGGCAAAGCAGAGAUGUGCUCCUGCAUCAAUUCGCCUUGUCGACAAUGCACAGUUUCAGUUUGGUCAUGCUCUUAAACCACAAGUUGCUUCAAUUUUUACAUCAUUUUUGGAUGGACUGAAAAAAUUCUACAUCACAAAGUUUAAAGGAUUUGAUCCCAACAUAUUGUGUGUAGCUACCUUGCUCUUUGAGGGUGACAGAGAGAAGGUUCUUCAGCAUGAAAAGCAAGUCUAUGAUAUUGCCACCAAGUUUGGUGGCUUGGCAGCAGGAGAAGAUAAUGGACAGAGAGGGUAUAUGCUGACAUUUGUCAUUGCUUACCUCCGGGACCUGGGCCUGGAUUACUAUGUAAUAGGAGAAUCAUUUGAGACAUCUGUUCCUUGGGAUAGGGUUUUGGACCUUUGUAGGAAUGUGAAGGAAAGGAUAGUAAGAGAAUGCAAAGAAAAGGGUGUUCAGUUUGCUCCUCUUUCCACCUGCAGGGUGACACAGACUUAUGAUGCAGGUGCAUGUGUGUACUUCUACUUUGCCUUUAACUACCGAGGAAUUAGUGAUCCUAUUCAUGUCUAUGAACAAAUUGAGAGGGCUGCUAGAGAAGAAAUACUUGCCAAUGGAGGAAGUCUCUCACAUCACCAUGGAGUAGGCAAAUUGCGGAAGCGCUGGAUGAAGGAGAGCAUCUCUGAUGUUGGUCUGGGAAUGCUGAGAUCUGUUAAAGAAUAUGUGGACCCCAAUAACAUCUUUGGAAACAAAAAUCUUUUAUAAAGCCCUGCGCAACAUGAUGUACUAAAUCUUCUUCAAUAUUACUGUUGAAAUUCCUCCACUUUCAUUGUAUUGAUAUCCCAGUAAUCAAAUAUAACCUAGACGAAACUUUAAAAACUAGUAACUUACACUGAUUUUUGCCACCCCCUUCCCUCUUCCCCCAAUAAAGUGUAAACAUCA